AGGGGUGGAUGAGAGGAGAGGAAAAGGGGAGGCACCUGUGAGAAGGAGCAGGUCAGCCUACCGCGGUGUCAAGUUUACGUUAAUCACGGCGCUGUACAGUUUCAGACAUAUUUGUCAAGCGGAGGAGUCAUCAUCGGAUCAGCUCCAGCUCCGAGCCAAAUUAUGACUGCGUGUUGUUGUCACGGACUUAACGUGUGAGGUGAGCUGUGACUGCCCCCCUUCUUUGUCUCUCCGUGCACCUGCAUGUACCGUGGGCAGCCCCGGCCCGUCGGAGAGGCGCUGUGCUCAGAGACCGUGCUGCACUAGGAGAACCCAUGGCUUCUGGCCCUCCAUGUCCCCCUUCAGGCCGCAGGCUCAGGCUGCUGGAGUUGCUACUCGGGCCUCUGUUGGUCUUGCUGGUUUCUGGGAUGGAACCAGUGCUGGGUCAGAAGGUCUUCACCAACCAAUGGGCUGUCCACAUACCUGGAGGUCAGGAGGAAGCUGAUCAAAUUGCCAGUAAACAUGGAUUCAUUAACCACGGACAUGUAUUUGGUGAUUAUUAUCACUUCCGGCAUCGUACAGUGGUGAAGAGAUCGCUGACAGAUCACAGAGGGACACAAGUCCGUCUUCAAAGAGAUCCCAAGGUGACUUGGGCCGAGCAACAAGUGUCGAAACGGAGGAAAAAGAGGGAUGUCUUCGUUGAACCGUUAGAUCCCAAAUUCAAAGACCAGUGGUACCUGUACAACAGCAACCACCGUGACUUGAAUGCCAAAUCUGCGUGGCAGUUGGGCUACACAGGUAAAGGAGUGGUGGUGUCCAUCCUGGAUGAUGGAAUAGAGAGGAACCAUCCUGACUUGAUGCAGAACUACGACAAGGAUGCCAGCUAUGAUGUGAAUGAUGGCGACCCCGAUCCUCAGCCUCGAUACACGCAGCUUAAUGACAACAGGCAUGGAACACGAUGUGCAGGAGAAGUGGCAGCAGUCGCCAACAAUGGGAUCUGUGGAGUCGGUGUGGCCUACAAUGCAAAGAUUGGAGGUGUGCGUAUGCUGGAUGGUGAGGUGACCGACAUGGUGGAGGCUCAGUCUCUCAGUCUGAAUCCCCAACACAUCGACAUCUACAGUGCCAGCUGGGGCCCAGAGGAUGAUGGCAAAACUGUGGACGGGCCUGCCAAACUCGCCAAAGAAGCCUUUCUGCGUGGAGUUACAGAGGGCCGUGGUGGUUUGGGCUCCAUCUUUGUGUGGGCCUCUGGAAACGGAGGGAGGGAAAAGGACAGCUGUAACUGCGACGGCUACACCAAUAGCAUCUACACCCUGUCCAUCAGCAGCUCCACCCAGAACGGCAACGUCCCGUGGUACAGCGAGGCUUGCUCUUCCACCCUUGCCACUACCUACAGCUCGGGGAACCUCAACGAGAAACAGAUAGUGACUACAGACCUCAAAUCAAAGUGCACAGACUCCCACACAGGCACCUCUGCGUCCGCCCCGCUGGCUGCUGGGAUCAUUGCUCUUGCCCUUGAGGCCAAUAAAAACCUGACCUGGAGGGACAUGCAACAUCUGGUUGUGCGAACUUCUCACCCUGCCCACCUGCUCACCAACGACUGGAGAACCAAUGGGGUUGGGCGCAAAGUUAGCCAUUCAUAUGGAUAUGGUCUACUUGAUGCCAGUGCAAUUGUAGCGCUGGCAGAAACGUGGACCAAUGUGAAGCCACAGCGGAAAUGUGUGAUCGGCAUGGUCUUUGAGCCAAGGAACAUUGGCAGCCAUUUGUCGAUUAACAAGAGCGUGGACGCCUGCUUUGGGACAGAUAGUCAUGUGACCUCAUUAGAGCACGUCCAGGCCCGGCUCACCCUGUCCUACAACCGCAGGGGAAACCUGGCGAUCCACCUCAUUAGUCCUGCCGGCACCCGCUCCACUCUGCUCCACCCCAGGCCUCAUGACUACUCAUCCGAGGGUUUUAACGACUGGGCCUUCAUGACCACCCACUCCUGGGAUGAGAACCCUGCUGGUGCAUGGACGCUGGAGAUUGAGAACGUGGCUGGUGCCAGUGACUAUGGCACUCUGACCCAGUUCAUCCUGGUGCUGUACGGCACUGGCUCAGCUUCUUCCAGCUCCUGUGACAAGGCUCAGCCUGGCAACAACAACUGUAAGACCCUGGACCUGAGGCAGAUAUGCAUCGAGUGCGACGCCGGCCACUACCUCUUUCAGCAGGGCUGUGUGAAAGAAUGUCCUCCAGGCUUUUCAGUGGGCUCCCAGCCGCUCAACUACACAGUGGGAAACUCUAUACCACCAGCCUCCGUCCCAGCCUGCAUGCCCUGCCCACCGCCCUGCCUGACCUGCAGCAGCCUCAGCCCGCAGGCCUGCCUGUCCUGCCCCCCUCACAGCUCCCUGGACCCCAUAUCUGGCACCUGCCUGCACCUCAACCAGUACAUGCGUGAGUCCCCCGGCAGCUUCAUGGUGGGCCAGGGGAACCCGGGAAUGCAGAUCCAGCUCAGCUCCCGGCUGCCCAUCACCAUCGCCGUGCUCAGCUGCAUAGCCAUCAUCGCCACCUUCGCUGGCAUCUUCCUGCUGCUGCAGCUGCGCUCAGGCGCUCUCAUCAAGCUGCCCUCUCUGGAGGCUGGUGGCGGCCUCGGGGGCAGUUUCAGCCUGGGGGGGAACAGGGUGGUGUCAUACCGCGGCAUCCCGACAGUGUGGGGGGAUGAUGGGAUAAAUACAGACUCUGAAAAUGAGGAGUUUGACGUCCAAAAUGAGAGGACUGCCUUUAUCAAAACACAAAGUGCUCUUUAAUGCCUCCCCCACAUCCCUCCCUCUCUCCUGCUUUUAAAGUCUUCUCACCCUCAUUUGUCUGAUAAGUCAGGGCUGUGGUAAACUGCCCUCUCACAGUCUUUUCUGGUUUUAUCUCUCAUCCCUUUUCUCCUGUCUCCGUCUUACCGUGUUCUCGUCUGAGUCCUGCUUCUGGAUUCCCUGUGGGAGACCUGAUGGGAAGCCGCUGUCUCUCAGAGCUCGGGAUGGCCCAAGCUUUGCUCUGUUCACACUUGGGCGCUUUUCUAUUAAACUGGCUCUCCCCCUCUUCUUGCCCUCAAUCACUAACAGUGUCUGUCUGAGCAGAGUCCAUUUUCCCCUCCAGCUCCAGCUCCUCUUUGUUACAGUAAACAAAUUAUUAUUAUUUCCUCCUUUUUUUCCCCUCUUUCCAUCAGUCUCAGUGCAGUAGCCAGAUGAGAUUGUUGAAUGUGAGGAGUGGAGAUGUGUGUGUGUGUGUGUGUGUGUGUGUGUCUGUGUGUGUGUGUGUGUGUGUGUGUGUGUGUGUGUGUGUGUGUGUGUGUGUGUUUGUGUGUGUGUGUGCGUGCGUGUCUGUGUGAAUGUGAGCGUAUAAAUCUGAUGAACAGUGUAAUGCCCUUUAUAGAGAAGCUAAAGCCGGUCUUGUCACAUUUAGUACUUUAACUUAAAAGAGAUAAAAAAAAAAUGUAUUACGAGGCAUGAAAUCGGAUUUGGAAACAUUGAUUCUCUCUGAAGUGUCGUUUAGUGACAUCAGCAUCCAAAAUGCACCACUUAUCUGCAGCCAGUCACGGUGUAAUUUAAAAACGCACAAAUCAAAAGCAUAAUAAUUGUCAAGAAGAUGUCCAGACUUUAAUGGUUUAUAAUGACGUGUCACCAGUCAGAGAAACAAAAUACACUGUCUGAGUUCUGUUCAUGAUGAGACAGUUUUGUAUUCAUUUUAAACAAAAUCUGUCCUUCAGUCUCUUUUUAUCUGUAUGGUUAUUGUUCUAGGUGUGAAGGGGGGCUUUAGUUCUCCUAUUGUACACAGUCUGGAAAGAUCUCUCUCAGCUCUGGCAGAACAAACUGUGAGUCACACAACUAGCAAAGCUUUCUCCAGCUUUUUGGGGUUCAAGAUGGACUCAAUUUAUCCCACUUUUGGAAACUAUAAAUUCUCCUGUGCUCAUAACCUCCCCAACCAUCUCAUGGAAGGAUAUCAAAAAAGCAAGAUGAAUUCAAAGAAAAACAAACACACACACAGGCUACUCGAUCAACCCUGAGGCACAAUCCCUUCCAGGGAUAUUUAAUUUCUGUGUUUGAUGUGCUCACAUCCCCGGGGCUGAGAGAGAAGCAGCUGAAGUGCUGAUGGGACCCAGAACAAUAUGUGACUGCAGAGCACAAGAGCUUCUCAAAAGCAGCUGGCAGGUGUUGAGUUACCUGUGAUUGAUUCAUUGACAGAAGACGCAGUUACAAUACAUUGAGGCUUUCCCUUUUGUCAGAGCACAUCAGCACUACAAACGUACGUUAGACGCACCACAUAUCAUUACGGCUAAAACUUUGUAAGUGUGUGCGUGUGUGAGUUAUUUUACUGCUCGUGAGAUCGAGGAAUGUUUAUCUGCCCUCUGAAGCGAAGGUUUCCUUUCCUCCUUCGCCUCGCAGUCUCUUCAAAUCUUAAAUGCUGUUUAGAAAUCCCGCAUAGACACGCCACAUCUCAUCAGUGUCUCUGCACUCACCCUCCAGUCCUCAUCUAAUCUGAAUUUCAGAUUAUCUCUUCAGCGUACUUGCCAAUUAAUUAUAUUCUGAAUGAUACUUCAGCAACUAUUUAUUCUGAGAGAUUUUAAUCAUACCUUUAGGGAAGAUUGUUUUAAAGUGAUUCCUUUUCUCUCGGGCUGGUUAUCAUCUAAAAUGUGCAUCUUAUGAUUUAACCCAGUGUAGCCACUUUGAAUCCAUUGAUCUCCUUUUUUACUAUGCUGAAAUUUUGUUGGUUUUUUUUUUUUCAUUUUCAGUACAAAAUGGCAGCGCCUGCUGAGAGAGGUUGUCAUGGCGAUAACAUGCAUACAAAACCGCAGCUGCUCAUCCUUUCCUUUAAAAUCUACCUCUCGUAUCAUUCAGCGAGGUUUCGUACACCGUCAGAGGAGCUGUUAAAUGAUUAUAGAGGUCAAAUUAUAUGUAGGUCAGACAUGAAAACGCUUGUCGGAGAAAGAUUUAGGAGAAUAAGCAUGUAAGUCAAAUUUAUGUUUUAGAGGAGAAACAAGCAAUUCAGAAACUGUAAAAUUGCUGUAAAUUCAAGUCUGCUGAAUCUCCUAUCUCUCCGAAAAUUUAUUACCUUUAGGAUCAGCAUUCAUGGGCCGUCACACCUCGACUUUAAAACCUGUUAUUGAAAAUAGAAUGGGUCGAAGGAUUGUCCGUAGAUCUUGUUGGCCUGCAUUUAAAGAUCUCAAUCAACUUGAAAUUGAUAGAGGAGUUUGUUUGCCUCAUCUCUCAUAGUCUCCACCCAGACGGCUCCAUCAAGGGUGAAGACCUCUGUGUUCAUAAGUUCAUGUCACUGACAAUCAAAUCAUGUCCUUGUUUUGAGGGCGAGAACGUGCAGAAGCACACAAAACUAAUCAAUUUUAAUUUAACCAGUAGUGUUUGGAAAAGUUUUUCUUCGGUUGGUAUCGUUCAUAAAUAUUUAGAGCUGAAUGUGAUUUAAAUUGCAAAUUGUUCAGAAAGAAAAAGAAUAAAGAACCAAUAUCCUCAAACAUCCUGUUCAAAAGGAUGGAGAGAGAUUGGUACAUAUGCUUGCAGACACAGCGCUGAGCCAGGACGCCUAAUUCAUCUCAGAUGGCCUGUGCAGGUGUAGCACAUUUGGCUUAUCGCUGCAGUUUCAGCCAGGAAGCACUAAACUGGAAACCAACCCGAGAUUGUGGAUUUAGAGAAAGUGCCCUGGAACAAAGCUAAUGUGACUGCAGAGUGUGUGCUGCAUUGCUUUGUGUGAUGCGCAUUAGUGCCUACUGCCAUUUAGGCUUCGAUUAGCCCCGGUUUAAGGGGGGUGCUAAUUUAAAAAUGUAAUAACUACAGCCUCAGACUUCAGCCACAAAAUCUUAUUGACUCCCCAGCUCGGUGUGAAGUGUGUAAACAACAGAUAAUGGGCUUAUGCGGCACCGAAAUUUCUUCCCCAAACUAUUUUCUGAAACCCUGGAUGCGAAGCGUUUGCUUCUUAAGAAGAACCAAUUUGUUGCUAUCAGUAUUGAUGCUCAGUCUCAUCAACAUUGUCCAUUGUGCAUCACCCCUUACAAAAGACUUGUAUCACCUCCGGGGAAAAUAAAAGUUUCUCCUAAAGUGCAACACUUCGGGGGUGUUCAGACAAGUUUCUGUGGCCCCUCGAGUGCACACACACAAAAUGAUUUAUUCAUAUUAGCUUGAUGUUGUAUUCUCUACAGCUUGAAAACUCAGAAAACUUUAAACUGAUGAACUCAGAGCUUUGUGCAUUCAAGUGUUCAACUUUUAAGAAAAUCAUGAAUGCGGGCAGCAUUAAGUAGUUGGUGCUUCCAAAGCACAGGGAGCUGCUGAAAAACCAUUAGCAGCCAGCUCACUUCUUUCUCGGCAAGAAUGUGAUGGAAACUACACACUAAAAAAGAAGAGGUUCUCUAAUUGUGCCAGAAAGCAGCUCAUCAUCAUAAGGCUGCCACUUCAUUGGCACUAAAGUGUGAAGCCUUUUAAUGUAGAAAGUAACAGGAAUGUUACAAAAAAAAAAAAAAGAAAUCUGGCUGCUUGUUGCAAAUAGUCUCUUCUGGCUAUAAAGAAGAGACUCGCUCAUGGGAACGAUGGAGGCUUUUUUCUUUAUACAGCUGAUUUGUUUCACGUGGAGCUCGAUGUUGCUUCAGUCCUGCCUUAGGAUGUAGUCUGAAGUGAUCAAUAUGAAGUCGGAUGGAGUUAAUAGGAGCAAUAUCUUUGGCAUAACCAAAGACAAUCAUUUUAAUGCUGUCUGUUUAGUGUUACGACGUGUUGCUUUCAGGUUGUCACAGUCCAUCGACCCCCUUCACUCAAAGUGUUUGGUUGACAUCAUUCUGUCAUCUCUGCUUUUAGGUUGGGUUGUUUUUGGGUUUUUUUUUUUUUUGGAGAUCUGCGGUGACACCCUGUAUGUUCAGCAGCUGUGGAGGGAGGAGGUAGAAUGUAUCCCAUCUCCAUUAACUUAAGGGCUGAAUCAGAUCUGCGUGCGUCCGUGUGUGCACAUGCUUGUUCAAGUAUAAAUGAAACACUUUGUGAUGGGGGAGCGGGGGCCGUUUAGUGGAGCGGCCUCAGACAACUCUGGUGACCUGCUCCCGCCUCUUUGUGAGGUUCCCGGCCUGUGGCUGCACACAGUACCUUACAGAUUUGUGACCUAUGAAUAAUGUACAAGAAUGACUAUCUUACAUGGGACAUAACUCUAAAAUAAGGCCUAUUUUUGUACUAUAUGAAUGGUGCAGUGUAAUUUUCUUGUAAUUUAAAGAUUUUUUUGCUCUUGUUUUUCUCCUUUUUAUUUAAUUGAUGUCAAUUAUAGAUUCUACUAAAAAUAAAGAUCUAUGCAAAUUUGAA
This is a messenger RNA of Plectropomus leopardus (leopard coralgrouper), 7283 nucleotides long. RefSeq names its product furin (paired basic amino acid cleaving enzyme) a (gene furina). Gene Ontology annotation, biological process: peptide hormone processing. Gene Ontology annotation, cellular component: Golgi membrane; trans-Golgi network. Gene Ontology annotation, molecular function: serine-type endopeptidase activity. NCBI's taxonomy places the organism in Eukaryota, Metazoa, Chordata, Actinopteri, Perciformes, Serranidae. The record is from RefSeq and is a predicted model, not a curated record.